AUGUCAUUCAAUUCAUUUUCAUCGACACCUCUCUCCAGGGACUCAUCUGAUAUUUCAAUUCAUAUCAACAAUGAUUCAAACCCAGUUUUGGAACAAGGAUUGCGAACUGUGAAUCGGGUACUUUCUACCCAGGCAAAGGCAAUUGACUAUUUGAGUCGUCAGUAUGAAAGGUCUGAAUGGUCAAAGAAUGAAAUUAAAAAGUCAUUAAGAAUUAUGAAUAAUGGCCUUAAUGCAGGAGGUAAAAUUAUAAUAUCUGGUAUGGGUAAAUCAUACAAGAUUGCUGGAAAAAGUGUGGCCACACUGAACUCACUCAGCGUUCAGUCGGCUCUUUUACACCCUUCGGAAGCUCUUCACGGGGACCUGGGUAUCAUCCGGGAAGAAAGAGGAGAUGUGUUACUUAUGAUCUCUGCAUCGGGAAAUACCCCCGAGCUUCUCAAUUUACUCAAUUAUAUUCCAGAGACGGUACCUAUUAUAUUAGUCACGUGUACUAAGCACUCAAAACUGAGUAUUCUUCCUAGGAUUUCAUCAAUGAUUUAUGCUGAACUUCCCAAAAGACUCUCUGAAAAGAACUUGUACGGGAUGAGUGCGCCAACCAUAUCAACAACACUCUGCCUCACUAUUCUUGAUGCCACAUCCAUGGCACUAGCCGAAGUAUAUAUCAAUGACCUAAAUAUUAGAAAGAAAAGGUUCGGCGAUAGACAUCCAGGCGGAGCAAUUGGCCAGGAGACAGCUGUAGAGCGCUCGACUGCAUUUUCUCAACUCAAAAUUGAUUCUUCUACUCAGACCAGCAGUACUGGUAGCAGUAAUAGUAUCAGCUCUGCUUCAAGUAUUUGUGAAUUGAGAAAUAAGUCCCGAUCCCUAUUAGAAGAGGAAACAGAAGAUGCAAUUAAUCAGGAAGAACCAAAGGAGGCCGAUGCCUUUUCAGUGUUGGAUUUGGUUCUUCUAAAUAAAAUUAAGAAUUCAAACCAUGUAAUAACAAUCAAUACGUUGCCAGACCAUGAUGAACUUAGGGUUACAAGCUUACUUAUAGCAUAUGAUUACAUUCUUAUUGACCACAAAAAUAGUCAUGAUGAGUCCACGACCAAGUCACACAUUAUGCAAGUUCUCGAAUGCUCACUGGGCCAGCAAGUGUACAGAGCAGCCAAAAUUCAAGGUGAUGACUGGUCUGAUAUUAAGUGGAAAUUGGAGGACGUAUUGGUUAAAGUAUCGUUUUAA
Brettanomyces bruxellensis is the source of this 1215-nucleotide messenger RNA. RefSeq lists its product as uncharacterized. The record is from RefSeq and is a predicted model, not a curated record. The transcript has a single exon. NCBI's taxonomy places the organism in Eukaryota, Fungi, Ascomycota, Pichiomycetes, Pichiales, Pichiaceae. Gene Ontology annotation, molecular function: carbohydrate derivative binding. The coding region runs from base 1 to 1215 and encodes 404 amino acids. Gene Ontology annotation, biological process: carbohydrate derivative metabolic process.